Molecule: messenger RNA, 9542 nt
Organism: Onychostoma macrolepis
Lineage: Eukaryota; Metazoa; Chordata; Actinopteri; Cypriniformes; Cyprinidae
Product: adhesion G protein-coupled receptor A3
Exons: 19
Coding region: 419-4174 (1251 amino acids)
Biological process (GO): G protein-coupled receptor signaling pathway; cell surface receptor signaling pathway
Cellular component (GO): plasma membrane; glutamatergic synapse; postsynaptic density
Molecular function (GO): G protein-coupled receptor activity; protein binding
Source: RefSeq, a predicted model, not a curated record
CGGAGAAACGCGUGAGACUUGACGCGCAUCGCUAGAAGUUACUUCAUCCAGCAACAGCAACCUGUUGACAGCAGAGCGCUCUUGCACAAGUCACGCCAACUGCGCUAAUGCGCGGAGAAGCGCCCUGGGACAGAAGUUUUCCUCACUUUUGGAUAAUAAGGAUAAAGAGAAGCGCUUGCAGUGAGGAUGCAAACCUGAUCUAAACUGGCGUAUAAUGCAGGACUGGCUUUGAAUUGGGAAUAGUGUGUUUUGUUUUUGCGCAUCAUCAUCAUCAUCAUCAUCAUCAUCAUCAUCAUCAUCCUCUCCAGGUGCUUCUCUGAUGAUUGGGGACCGCUAGUCCUCUGUGUUUGAUCGUCCCUGAGAUGAUCGAUAAUUUGAUCCCAGAUUGGCUGGAAGUAACGUGACAGAGCAGAUCGCGAUGAAAGUGCUGCUCGCGCUGUGCGCGGCGUUCGCGGUAGCGCGCGGCAGCAGAUACUGUCCCGAGCUGAUGAUUGACAGCUGUCACUGCACCGCGGAGAGAUCAAAGGAGUUUAACAGGCAGAGCGUGCGCGUGAAGGUUGUGUGUGAUGAUGCGGACCUGACGGAAACCAUGCAGCCCAGCUCUUUACCCAACACCACGGUGUCUCUGAUCCUGAGCAACAAUAAGAUCUCUGCACUGAAGAAUAACUCUUUCCUCGGCCUGCGAGCUCUGGAGAAACUGGAUCUCAGCAGUAAUCUCAUUAGCAGAAUUGCCCCCGGUGCGUUUCAUGGCCUGAUGGCUCUGAGGAGACUGGAUCUUUCCAACAACAGGAUUGGCUGUUUCUCUGCUGAUAUGUUUCUUGACCUUGGCCGUCUCUCCAAACUGAAUUUGUCUGGGAAUAUAUUUUCCACGCUGCCGGAGGGUUUGUUCACGCAUGUCCCGUCUCUCAGAGCGCUGCACGUGGGCACAGACUAUCUGUUCUGUGAUUGUCAGCUGCGCUGGUUGUUGUCGUGGAUCAGAUCUCAGGCGGUGCGUGUGGGAAAUGAAUCCGUCUGCGUGUAUCCGACUCGUCUUCAUAGACUGGAGCUGCGCAGCCUUCAGGAGCAGCAGCUCACCUGCGAUGGCCCGCUGGAGCUCCCCGUCCUGCAGCUUAUCCCGACCCAGCGGCAGCUGGUGUUUCGCGGGGACCGUCUGCCACUGCAGUGCGCCGCCUCGUUCCUCGACCCAACCAUCAGACUGUCCUGGAGCCACGAACAGCGUCCCGUCCACACGCUGGAGGACAGCGGGCUGUACGUGGAGGACAGCAUCAUUCACGACUGCUGCCUCAUUACCAGCGAGCUCAUCCUGUCCAACAUAGAUGCCGGCGUUUCCGGUAAUUGGCAGUGUCACGUGACCAGUUCCCGUGGCAACAGCUCAAUCGGAAUGGAGAUCGUGGUGCUGGAGACAACAGCGCUGUACUGCGGAGCUGAGAGGGUCAGUAGCAACAAGGGCGACUUCAGGUGGCCGAAGACGCUGGCCGGUUUCAUGGCCUUCCUGCCGUGUGCCGUGUCCAGCUCUGGCUCCGCCCCUCAGGAGAAAAGGGCGUGGCGCAGGUGUGACCGCACGGGACGAUGGGCGGAGCACGACUACAACCAGUGCUCAUACACCAGCCAGUUCACCCGCAGCCUGCAUGAGCUCACACAGAUGUCGGUGAACGUCUCCAGCGCUCUGAUGUUGGCGCAGCAGCUCUCGUCUCUCACCAGCAGGGCGGCGCUGUUUGGAGACGUGAUGGAUGUGAUAUUCGUCACUCAUCUGGUAGAAAGACUCACACGUCUGGGGGAUCAUGUCAGAGAGUUGGCGGAUCACGUGUUGGACGUGGCCAGUAACAUGAUGGCGGUGGAGGAACAUGUUCUGUGGAUGGCUCAGAACGAGGCUCGAGCGUGUACGCGGAUCGUUCAGUGUGUGGAGCGGAUCGCAGACCUCGCGCUCAACGCAAACACCACCGGCAUCUCAAAGGUUUCGGUGAACAUCGCUCUGGAGGCGCUGCUGCUCCGGCCGGACGCUCUCGUGGGUUUGUUGUGUACGGUGCUGCAGCGUCCGCCUCUGCUGCCCCCGCUGGCCGACGCUUCACAGCACAACACCCUGCUCAACUUCAGAUGCCACACGCUUAACGUCUCCGGGUCACCUACGGGUCAGCUCAGCCAGAACACGGUGGCCAUCGCCUCCAUACAUUUCCCGCUGGCUGCCCCUCGGUCUGUGGAGAACUCCACCUGUAAGCUGCAGCUGAUCGUCUUCCGCAAUGGAAAACUCUUUCCGUGCACGGGGGAUUCGUCAAAUCUUGCGGACGAUGGCAAGCGCAGAAGCGUUUCGACACCAGUUGCGUUCACCAAAUUAGAUGGGUGUAGCCCCGGGAGCCCCGUGCAGCCGGUUACCGUCGCUCUCCGGCACUUCUCGUUGGGUGUAGACCCCACCGCGGCAUACUGGGAUUUUGACCUGCUAGAUGGACACGGCGGCUGGCGCGCGGAAGGCUGCCACAUAACGGGCUCCGCGCACAACACGACCACCAUCCACUGCGCGCACCACAACAACCUCGCCGUGCUCAUGGAUCUGAAGAAGGUGCUGUCGUUCCCUCCGUAUCCGGGAGAGUUCCUGCACCCGGUGGUUUACGCCUGCACAGCCGUCAUGCUGCUCUGCCUGUUCGCCUCCAUCAUCACCUAUAUAGUGCACCACAGUACAAUCAGGAUCAGUCGGAAAGGAUGGCACAUGCUUCUCAACUUCUGCUUCCACACGGCCCUGACAUUCGCCGUGUUCGCCGGAGGCAUCAACCGAAUCAAAUACCCCAUCAUCUGCCAGGCCGUUGGUAUUGUCUUGCAUUACUCGUCUCUGUCCACGAUGCUCUGGUUGGGCGUCACGGCACGAAACAUCUACAAACAGGUGACCAAAAAACCACAGCAGCCACAGGACGGAGACCAUGCACCGCCUCACCCCGCCAGAUCACCCAUGCUGAGGUUUUAUUUAGUGAGCGCAGGAGUUCCCUUCAUCAUCUGCGGUAUCACAGCAGCCAUCAACAUCGAGAACUACGGCAGCGGAGAGCAGACGCCAUUCUGUUGGAUGGCGUGGGAGCCGAGUCUGGGCGCCUUCUACGGUCCUGUGGCCUUCAUCGUCCUAGUGACCUGCGUCUACUUCUUGUGCACCUUCAUCCAGCUGCGCAAACACCCCGAGAGAAAAUACGAGCUGAAGGCGGUGAGCGAGGAACAGCAGCGACUUUCCGACGUCCACCAGGGGGAGCCGGCGAGCGGCCAGUGUCACGGCGGCUGCCCGGGUCUGAUCAACCCAUCCAUGCUGGCCAACGAACACUCGUUUAAAGCCCAGCUGCGGACGGUGGCGUUCACGCUGUUUUUAUUCGCAGCCACGUGGACGUUCGGUGCGCUUGCCGUUUCGCAAGGCCACUUUCUGGAUAUGAUCUUCAGCUGCUUAUACGGGGCGUUUUCCGUCACGCUCGGGUUGUUCGUUUUGAUUCACCAUUGCGCAAAACGCGAUGAUGUCUGGCACUGCUGGUGCGCAUGCUGUCCCAGGCGACGCCCCUCCAACACAUGCCCCGGCCACGCCCACAAACUCAACAUAAAUGGCGACGCCCACUCCCAUUGCCAUCUAGAUGGCGGGAAGCCCGUUCACUGCGCAUGUCGCGCCGCCGCGCAAAAUCACGUGACCUGCCUGACGCCGGUUUCGCCAUGUUGCGCCGCGCUGCAUACGCAACAGCUCCUAGAAGAUGAAACUAGUGCGCAUGUGCUUCUCCACGCUGAUCAUGAUGGUUACCGACCCGCCGUGCGAUUGCACCGCUGCUCCAAACCCGUCAGAACUAAAACGAGGCGCCAACGCGAGCUAGCAUUCCGCAUUCCCUCUGGUGCGGACGGCACUAGUGUGCACAGCUCGCGCGCUAACAGCCCACAUGCCCACAUUUGCCACUUGGCUCACGAAGUGUGCCCUCACGAGGCGCUCGCGCUCUGCCACCAUCAUCACGUGUGCUGCGCGAAAGACGAGCUCCUCGACGCGGGUGAGAGCUUUCUGUGCGGGAAACUCGCGGAGGACGAUUUGCAUCAAGCGCAUAUAGAGCUGCACGCCCGCAGACAGUCGCUGGCCAAUCAGAACGGCAUCCUGAAGGGAAGCGCGCUGUAUUCGUCUGACAGCACGGGGAAUAUACGCACGGGACCCUGGAGAAAUGAAACUACCGUGUAGUUCGACCGAACUCCAACACUAGGAUUUAAGAAAGGAACUUUUUUUAGUACCAUCACAAGCUCUUUCCUGCAUCAUUCAUCGUACAGGAUGAUUGCAGCGGUUCUGCGGAUCGUACAAAUGCCAGAACGAAAAACCCGGGGCCUCAUUUAUAAUACACAAAUAUACAAGUUGAAGCCCACAAAUAUAUCUUUAUAUAGAAGAUGUACAGCCAUCAUCAUCAAUGGACAUUUUGUGUGUUUUGUUUUGUUUUAGGAAUUUUAUUUUAUUUUGGGCAUUUUGCUUUAUUUUUUGUUUUUGUUUUAGGGAAAUCAUGAAUACUUAAACAUAAAGCAGUCAAAAUGUUGCAGAAAACAUGCAGUUAUAAUAAAAAAUAUGGUUACAAUUUAUUUUGAUAGUCCACUUUAGACAUUCUACUAACUAUAAGUAACUUUGCAACUACAUGUCUACUAACUCUCAGAGUAGACUGUUAGGUUAGGUCAGUGUUUCCCAACCUUUUGUCUGUCGCGGCACAGUUUUGACAUGUAAAAAAUCCCACGGCACACCACUAAGCAUUGAAAAAAAAAAAAAAAAAAAAAGAUAGAAAGGGGAAUUUUUUUCCCCCAAUAAUUAAACAUUGCGUCAUCAGAGUUGGUAUAUAUGAUCAGACACUUGCACUUGAUUUCUGAAAAUCAUACUCAAAUGGAGACCGAAUGACAGAGAUCUGUGUUUUGUUCAUCAUUAGAACGACCGCAUCUGAGGCAGUAAAUAGCAUCAUGUUUUCAUCCGUUUGCAGGUUAUAACGUUUAUUGUAGCUAUAUGGGCGCACAGUUUCGCUUGUUGUUUAAUACAUUUGGCCAAAAUCUCACGAUAUAAAAGACGAUCCGCUAUAAACAGGAUAUUUAAAACAUACAAAAGUGUAUUGGCUGUAACUAGACAGCAAAUGCUAAGACUCUUCUCUACUCUUUAAACACACAAAAACAUUAGCCUUUAUAGACAGUGAUGUUUGAAUAAGAACAGCGUUUCCUUUACUCAAGAAACAGUUCUUUAUUUAUCCUUGCAUUGUGAAGAAGCAGACAUCUGUCUUCAAACUGUGCAUCGCCGCGCUUCAUUCUGAAUGGAGGUGGGUGGAGUUAUGAGGUUUGACUGACAAUUUGAGGAUCCAAUGGCGUUACGAGGUUUAGUCACAAGCUCUUUUGAAUGCUUUUCAUUGGUUAAAUAUUUGUACAACCCUCAAACAGACAUACUGAUGACCAAUAGCACUGAUUUAAAAUAAUAAUAACGAGAUAUAAUAGAGAUAAGGAAGUUUUUGAUAAUUUUCCACGGCACACCCGACAACCUGUCACAUGGCACACUAGUGUUACACUGAAACACUGGGGUAGGUUUAGAGUUAGUAGAAUAAGUUGACACAUACUUGCAAAGUUUCUCAUAGUCAGCAUGUUGUAUGUUGUGGACCCAUCAAAAUAAAAUGUUAGAAGAUAUUAAGCAGACAGUCUACUAAUACUCUAAUGACUGCUAGUUGACAUUUAGUUGCAAAGUUACUUACUGUUAGUAGAAUGUGUAAAGUGGACUAUCAAAAUAAAGUGUUGACAAAAAUACUUUUAUUUAUAAUAAUAUAUAUAUAUAUUUUUUCAGGAAUAUUGUGUGUGUGUGUGUGUGUAUACAUACAUACAUACAUACACACACACACACACACACACACACACACACACACAUGUUCGUUUUUGUGAAAAGUGGGGACAUUCAUAGGCGUAAUGGUUUUUAUACUGUACUUACUGUAUGUGCUAUUGCCCUACACCAACCCUACACCAACCCUACCCCUUACAGGAGACUGUGCAUUUCAACUUUCCCCAAAAAAACCUCAUUCUGAGUGAUUUAUAAGCGUUUUGAAAAGUGGGGACAUGGGUCAAUGUCCUGAGAUGUCACCUUCACCUUGUAAUACCUGUCAUACCUUUGUUAUUAUACACAUCUAUGUCCUGACUUUUCACAAAAACGCACACACACACACACACACACACACACUGUAUUAAUUAUUUCCUGGGGGAAAAAAAUUAUAAUAUAAACAUCUGGAAUAAUUCAGGAAUUAUUAAUUAAUUCAUUCAUUCAUUUCAAUUACAUUUUCAUUUGUGCAUAUAAUAAUAUAAAUGCAUAAAGUUAUUGCCUAUUUAUCUUAUUAUUUUAUAAUCAGUGUUAGUAUAUUUUAUUUGUGCACAAGAGGUUUGUUCAAAUUCUCUUCAGUUAGUGCAUUUUCACGUCAGCUUUAUUUUUUUUGUUUGUUUUUUUGUUUUGACAUAGUAUGAAAUCCUUGAACUCAUGAAAUCAUGAAAUCCAUGAAGUUUCAGAUCAGAUGUGUGUUUGAUUAAUGAGGCCUCUGGUUCCAAUCGAAGCACAUGUUGAUUGGCCGCGUUCACACUGCACUUCAAUCCGAAGUCACUCCUCUUAUGGGAGUUUAAUGUGCUUCUUAUGAUGUUUGAUUACAAUCAAUAAUGAACCGAACCAGUUGUCAGUCCCGAGUCUCUGCAGUGUUGACGUGGCCAUUGCAUUCAUACCUUUACCAGGUACAGGUACAUUUAUCACUCCAGGUUACAGACAUUACCAUAGUGAGUGUGUGUUACUCUGUGCAGGAGAAUAUCGUGUGUUUGAGUGUAUGCAAACGCAGUUUAUGAAGUAUUUCAAAGGUUUUGCCAUAUAUUUAUUUUCAUAGACGUAUUUGAGAGUCCCACAAAUGUCCCAAUCAUUUCUACAGUAAAAAAACUUCCAAAUACAUGAAAAUUCACCAGCAGUUUUAAACCAUCCAUACUCCAUCAGCUCAUCAUGCUUAAUAUAUACUGUGAAUAUCAACUAGCGAAAACUUAGUAAUACACAAAAAAAGGCCUGCUUCUGUCUAACUUCUGUUCUGCCGUUGAAGUGUGCGAUGUAAACAGACAAAGAAGCCCCGUUUCAAAUCCUAGUGAGCUUAUCUAGACAGCAUUCAGAAGCGUAGGCUACAUAUUCAUGUAAGGAAGCAUUAGAGAGAAGGAAAUCCCAGAAUGCAUUGCUGCAAACAAUCCAAAAUGCAUCCAAGAUGAGCACUAUUUUGUGAAAAAAUUUAAAUUUAAGAUUUAGAUAUUUAAAUUGCAUAUACAAUUUCCAUGCAUUUGGAUUAUACCAUUUUAACAUUAAAAAUUUGAUGUGAUGUAUAUUUGUCAGUCAUAUAUAAAUGAAACAGGUCAGAUUUCUGUAAUAGUAUGAAUAAACUGAGCAGUGUUAAAAAAUAAUAAUCCAUUACUAAUUACUUCUUUAAAAUUGUAAUUUGAUUACAUUACUGAUUACUGCAUUUAAAAAGUAAUCAGAUUACUAAUUACUUUACUUUUCAAGUUAUCAAACCUAAAAAAUAUACUGCAAAGAGAAACUCAAUCUCAUACAUUUUAACUAAUUGAAUAUUGCUUGUUCCUACUUUUUCACUGAAUUAAAUAAAUUAAUUUAAACGUCCAGAUUUAUUUAUUUAUAAUUAUAAAUGUAUUUAUUAAUAUUUAAAUAAAAAUCAAAUAGUUGCAAGUAGUUAUGGAAUAUAUAUGUGUGUGUGUAUAUAUGGAAAAUGGAAAAAAUAGUAUAUUUUAGGAAUAUGUUAAGAUGUUUUAUUUAUUUAUUUAUUUUGUGCUUAAUGGUCAUGACAAUAAUGAAAGAUCACAAUUAACAAUACAGCAAAGUGCUUUAAAAAGCUCCUUUAAAAGAGCUAAAAAAAAUAAAAUUUUAUUAUUAUUAUUGUUAUUAUGGAAAUUUUAUAUGCAAUUCAAAAGCAUAAACCUUAAAUUUAGGCCUACAUCAUUUUUGCAAGGUUUCUUCAGAGUCGGUAGAUGGUAAAGCAAAACAAAUAUAUAUAUAUAUAACAUAACAAUAAUGCCACAGUGCAAAACAUCCCAAUUAUGUAUGGAACUUUUAUAUGCAAUUCAAAUGCAUAAAUGGCCUAAAUCUGUUUUUGCGUGGUUUGAGGCGGCUCACUAGGUUGUGUAACGGAGCGAAAGCGUCUCUCUAGUUGUUCUAUUACAGAUCUGUGCUGAUUCUUUACUGUUUCUAUGGUGAAUCGCUGUUGUCGUCAAGGAGACGUUGUUUGUAUGAGAGCAUCUUCACUGUGCUUCUUGAAGGAAAAAUGACAGUGAUUUGAUGCUUGUGAUUGAUUGGUGAACAGCUGCUGUCGCAGGUCUGCUUGACAUCACAAACUGCAGAAGAAAGACUAGUAAAGCGCUUCACCAGACUAGUCUAGCUGAAGGAAACAAGCGACUGUGAUCAUCACGCUUUGCUUCAUCUGACAUGAAGCUGAUGUCUGUGUAGUCGCUUCACGUUCGUCAAAAAAUUACGUUUGGAAAGAGUGAAUCUCAGAAAAUCUGUCAAAAACAUAUCCCGGUCAUAUUUCACCCCUGGAUCAAAAGAAAAAAGAAAUAACAUGAAGCCUAUCUUAGGAAUAAUUUAAAAUUGUAUUAUUUUCAUUGAUUUCUAUUUUUAUUCUAUUUAUUUUUUUAUUUGUGUUUUUAUUUGUCAUUCAUAUAUAUAAAAAAGCCUGUUUAAGGAAUUCUUUAGGAUUUAUUAUUAUUAUGCUUAAUUGUCAUGGCAAUAAUGACACAAUGCAUAAGAUCACAAUCCAUAAUCAAAAGACAAAAAGUAAAAUAUAUAUUAAAGAAAAUGAUAUUUUGAUAUAAUAUUUUAAGAUUUAUUCUUUUUGUUUUUGUGCUGACAAUCUAAUUUUUUUGUGUGCUUUAAUGUCGUUGCAAUGAAGACUUAAUAUUUAUUAUUUUUAUUUAUUAUUCUUUUUUCUGCUUAAUUGUCAUGACAAUAAUGACACAAUGCAAAAGAUUUUACUCCUUUAUGAAUUGAAUUUCCUAUGAAAAAUGUGACCUGGACAUGUUUUUUUGGGGGGGUUCUCUGUUUUCCAUUUAAAUUUGCCUUUCAGAUUAUCAAAUGGAAAAGUUUCCUCUUGAGGAAAAGCAACAGGUUCAGCAGCAUUUAAUGCACCGUUUGACAGAAAAGAGUUUAAUUUCACGCCUUCCUGUUUCCUCUGAAGUGCUGCGCUCUGAUUGGCGGCCCUGGUUUGGGCCGGGUUAAUGUCGCCCAUCAGCUCUUUUAUUUUCUGUUUCCAUGCACCACAGAUUGAGAUAAUAAAUAAUGAAUGAUAUUUAAAUGAGGAGUGAUGUGUGGAUGUGGGAGGUUUUUACGCUGGAGGGGGAAUCUGUCUCUGUUUAUUGCUCAGUAUCUGAGUUCAGAUGUUUUGUUUGUACAGUAUGUUUGUUUUAAUGCAUCUGUCCGUCUGUGUUAUGCAGGAUUGUGGAUUUACACUGUGAGAUUUGCUGGAGUGAAUCAGAAGGUGCUGUAUGCUGUUAUGAGAGACAAACUACAAUUAUAACUCAAUUCUGUUUAA